UCUGAGCCAAGGAAUAAAGCCAGCAUCCCUGGCGGUUGUUCGGCCUGUGCGGGCCUCCUGCCUCCCGCUCCCCGGGGCGGGUAGUGCAGCGCGCAGAGCCGUCGCGUCGCCACUGUCCUCUGGGUGGCCCCAGCGCGCACCGUUCAUUGAGCCGUGGAAGGUGAGGCGAGAGGAGGCUGGUGCUGAGCUCGCCAACUCCACCCGGGCCCGGGCAGACAAAAGAGACCGGCGGUACAGCUCGCGGGGACGCGAUGGCCGGGCGCGGAGGACGGGUGCUGCUGGCGCUGUGUGCCGCGCUGGUGGCCGGCGGGUGGCUGUUAGCGGCUGAAGCCCAGGAGCCCGGGGCGCCAGCGGCUGGCAUGCGGCGGCGCCGGCGGCUGCAGCAGGAGGACGGCAUCUCCUUCGAGUACCACCGCUAUCCCGAGCUGCGCGAGGCGCUGGUGUCGGUAUGGCUGCAGUGCACCGCCAUCAGCAGGAUCUACACGGUGGGGCGCAGCUUCGAGGGCCGGGAGCUCCUGGUCAUCGAGCUGUCUGACAACCCCGGGGUCCAUGAGCCCGGUGAACCUGAGUUUAAAUACAUUGGGAACAUGCAUGGUAACGAGGCGGUUGGACGGGAGCUGCUCAUUUUCUUGGCCCAGUACCUGUGUAACGAAUACCAGAAAGGGAACGAGACAAUUGUCAACCUGAUCCACAGUACCCGAAUCCAUAUCAUGCCCUCCUUGAACCCCGAUGGCUUUGAGAAAGCAGCAUCUCAGCCCGGCGAGCUGAAGGACUGGUUCGUGGGCCGCAGCAAUGCCCAGGGAAUAGAUCUGAACCGGAACUUCCCAGACUUGGAUAGGAUCGUGUAUGUUAAUGAGAAAGAAGGCGGUCCCAACAACCACCUGCUGAAGAAUCUGAAGAAAAUUGUGGACCAAAAUUCGAAGCUUGCCCCCGAGACCAAGGCUGUCAUUCACUGGAUCAUGGACAUCCCAUUUGUGCUGUCUGCCAACCUGCACGGAGGAGACCUCGUGGCUAAUUACCCGUAUGAUGAGACGCGGAGUGGUACUGCUCACGAAUACAGUUCCUGCCCCGAUGAUGCAAUUUUCCAAAGCUUGGCUCGCGCAUACUCUUCUUUCAACCCAGUCAUGUCUGACCCCAAUCGACCUCCCUGUCGCAAGAAUGACGAUGACAGUAGCUUUGUAGAUGGAACGACCAAUGGUGGUGCAUGGUACAGCGUCCCCGGUGGAAUGCAAGACUUCAAUUACCUGAGCAGCAACUGCUUUGAGAUCACUGUGGAGCUUAGCUGUGAGAAGUUCCCACCUGAAGAGACUCUCAAAAGCUACUGGGAAGAUAACAAAAACUCCCUCAUCAACUACCUGGAGCAGAUACACCGAGGUGUUAAAGGGUUUGUCCGUGACCUUCAAGGUAACCCGAUUGCCAACGCAACCAUCUCCGUGGACGGGAUAGACCAUGAUGUCACCUCGGCUAAGGAUGGGGAUUACUGGCGAUUGCUUGCGCCUGGAAACUAUAAACUUACAGCCUCAGCUCCCGGCUACCUGGCAAUCACAAAGAAAGUGGCAGUUCCUUUCAGCCCUGCUGUUGGGGUGGACUUUGAGCUGGAGUCUUUCUCUGAAAGGAAGGAGGAGGAGAAGGAAGAAUUGAUGGAGUGGUGGAAAAUGAUGUCAGAGACUUUGAAUUUUUAAGAAAGGCUCCUAACUAAUGGCUUUAAUAUAUCCAUAGACUAUAGUAAGAUGCAACGUGACUCUUUUAUUUUAGGUUGUGUGCAGUUAAAUAUUUAACAUCGGUUUAUUUUCGAUCAUUUAAGUAGUAGUUGCUAAUCACUUAAAUAACACUCGGACAGAACCGUAGUGUCUGGAUCGACUUCAUUCUUUCAUGAACAUUCGCUUUAAAAUCUAGGAAGAUCCUUUAACGUAGUUGGUGACAAUGUCACAUGACAGAUGCCAUGAAAAAGUCAACCGAUGUAGCUUGGAUCUGUGAGCACUGUGUGUAUGGCGAGAAUCACAUAGUUCCAUAUAAGUUGUCCUUAGUCUCUUGUGCUGAUCCACUGUAUAAGCAUGAUCCUGUUAAUGCGCUUCUGAGGGAAGGAAAACGUACGUGCUUUGCAAAGGGGCUCUGAGCAGAAGGAAAACCUAGUUCUUGUGUGUACUUUGAAGAACGGAACUGUAUUAGUCAGCCUGUUAGUGCAACUUCAGAGUUUGGGGUUUUGUCUUGAUUGCAGAUUGGCCCAGGAUUGCAUUCUGAAUGAAUAAAGGAUUAAAAAAAAAAUCCCA
Messenger RNA from Rattus rattus (black rat), 2270 nucleotides. RefSeq names its product carboxypeptidase E (gene Cpe). Gene Ontology annotation, molecular function: metallocarboxypeptidase activity; zinc ion binding. The record is from RefSeq and is a predicted model, not a curated record. The transcript has 9 exons. Gene Ontology annotation, biological process: proteolysis. The coding region runs from base 252 to 1682 and encodes 476 amino acids. NCBI's taxonomy places the organism in Eukaryota, Metazoa, Chordata, Mammalia, Rodentia, Muridae.